UAGCGGCCUCUAGCGGCACAUCGCACUAACAGCAGUUAGGAGUUCCAGUCGGCUCUUACUGGUCUCAGAUAUUAUUCGAAAUUCAAGAUGGCUAUGUGUCACGAUGGUUUCUUGAAUUGUUGUCGUUAAGUAACUUUAUUUGUUUUAUGUGAAAAAGAGUGAAUCUUCACAAUGGCUGACUUAAGUGUUGAUAUGUCGAAUUUGCCCGAUGAGAUAAGAGAUAAAUUGGCGGAGUUAGAUUUGGAGUUAUCCGAAGGUGACAUCACACAGAAGGGGUAUGAGAAAAAGCGAACGCGCCUCUUAACACCGUUCAUUUCUCAGCAACAGCCGCAGGAAUGUGUAGUGGAGCCGGCGAGCAGCCAGUUCCCGCGAGGACCGCGCGGCGACGCCGCCAGCAGUCGGCAGCACACCAGGAAUCGACGCACACAUCGUCGCGUCACGCACAAUGAGAAGAGAUACCACUCAGAGGUGAGACAGGAGGCGGUACAACAGGCUCUGGCCGAGAUGCAGAAUAGGCCGAAGCCAUCGCUGCCUAUGCCAUCCAAACGCACUUCGAUGAUGGCCAAGAGCCCCGAUAGAGAACGACAUGAUCUAUCGUCUUCGUCGGACGAGGACUCAUGCACCGGUGACGCCGAGCUCCCCCCACCACCAGAGCUUGGAUCUCCUCCCGCGCGUCGCCCUAUCCAACCGCACUCCCGUGCGCAUCCGCACCCUCUCCCUCAGCUGCAUCAUCAGAGAGAUCGGGACAGAGAACGGGAGCGAGAGAAGAAGCACCCUCCGAAAGAGAGAACAGAGCUUGACCUCUCAGAGUUCACGCAUUUGCCAGCAUAUGUCCAACCAGAUGUUACCAAUGCCACGGCGGCGUCGAGACGCGGUGGAGCCCUCGUUGCUGAUCGGGUGCAGUGCUACGCGCAAGCUGAAGACACCGGCACCGGCACUGGGAGAUGGAAGGUAUCCGCUAAGAUUCAGCAACUUCUUAACACGCUGAAGCGACCAAAACGUCGACCCCUACCGGAGUUUUAUGAGGACGACGACAUCGAACUCGAGCUGGCGGCUAACCCUAAAGAUCCCAACGCUCCAAAGCCCGAAGGAGGCACCAUGACACCGGCAGUUGGUGAACAACUAGUGGUGCCGGCUGGCUUACCCAGGAACCUGGAGGCUGCUCUCCAGAGAUAUGGCACUGCUUCGUUUAAGGCUAACAUGGCAACUGUGCUCGAUCCGAAUGGGAAGCUCAGUAAUUCCCUUACAUAUGGAAAGCUCUUAAGCCGCUCAUUGAAAAUUGCUCACGCAUUGCUCAACAAAACAUUUACAUCCAAGGCCAGCAGCGGUGGGCCCAUGAGCGGAGACAACUCCAUAAAGCUUGGGGAUCGAGUUGCUCUGGUGUACCCAAACAACGAUCCGAUUAACUUCAUAUGCGCGUUCUACGGAUGCCUACAAGCUGGAAUAGUUCCAGUUCCGAUUGAAGUUCCACUCACUCGUCGCGACGCCGGCCUUCAGCAAGUCGGCUUUCUGCUCGGUUCCUGUGGAAUACAAUAUGCGCUCACUUCAGAUGCGUGUCUUAAAGGCCUACCAAAGACCUCAUCCGGUGACGUGGUCUCGUUUCGCGGUUGGCCGUCCCUACAUUGGGUGUCGACCGAGAAACUGCCGCGUCCGCCGCGCGACUGGAUCCCGCCUCCUCGUCCGGCUGAUGAAUGUCCAGCGCACAUCGAACACACCUCCGCCGCUGACGGAUCCGCAAUGGGAGUUAUCGUUACCAGGGCUUCAAUGCUGGCGCACUGUCGGAUGCUCUCGGUGGCCUGCAACUACACCGAGGGUGAGCACAUGGUGUGCGUGCUAGACUUCAAGCGCGAGACCGGUCUGUGGCACGCCGUCCUCGCGAGCGUCCUAAACGGGAUGCACGUCAUCUUCAUACCGUACGCUCUGAUGAAGGUCAGCCCCGCUUCGUGGAUGCACAUGAUCACCAAGCACAGGGCAUCGAUCGCCAUUGUUAAGUCCCGCGAUCUGCACUGGGGUUUGUUGGCCACACGCGACCACAAGGAAAUCUCGUUGAGCUCGCUGCGGAUGCUGUUAGUUGCGGACGGAGCAAAUCCGUGGUCAUUGUCAUCGUGUGAUCAGUUCCUCUCUGUAUUCCAAAGCAAGGGAGUCCGCGGAGACGCGAUAUGUCCGUGCGCCUGCAGCAGCGAGUCGAUGACGGUGUGCAUCCGUCGUGCCGGACGUGGCGGAUCCUCGGCCGGGCGAGGAGUACUCUCCAUGUCGGGACUCUCGUACGGAGUCGUGAGGGUAGACGCGGAAAACUCCCUCACAUCGCUCACAUUGCAGGACUGCGGUCAAGUUAUGCCCUCGUGCGUUAUCGUCGUCGUGAAAAUGGAAGGCCCCGCGUAUCUAUGCAAAACUGAUGAAGUGGGUGAAAUCUGUGUACUCUCCGGAGCGACUGGGUCCGGCUACUGGGGCCUGCCGGGUCUGACCAACACCGUAUUCCGCGUCAGGCCCUUGGAUUCCGACGGGGAACCGAUCGGAGAGGAGCACUACGUCAGGAGCGGACUCUUGGGAUUUCUGGGACCCGGUGGUCUAGUGUUCGUGUGCGGAUCUCGCGACGGUCUCAUGACGGUAACCGGCCGCAAGCACAACAUGGACGACAUCAUAGCGACGGUGCUCGCCGUCGAACCGAUGAAGUUCAUAUACCGGGGACGCAUAGCUGUGUUCUCGGUGCGGGUGUUGCGAGACGAGCGUAUAUGUAUUGUGGCCGAACAGCGACCGGACUGCGGCGAAGAAGAGUCAUUCCAGUGGAUGUCCCGCGUCCUGCAAGCCGUCGACUCGAUACACCAAGUGGGGAUAUACUGCCUCGCGCUCGUUCAACCGAACUUCCUGCCCAAAACUCCGCUCGGCGGGAUCCAUUUGAGCGAGUGCAAACGAAGAUUCCUCGAGGGCACGCUGCACCCGUCCAACGUGCUGAUGUGCCCGCACACGUGCGUCACCAACCUGCCCAAACCAAGGGAGAUACAUUCAGAUGUAGGUCCGGCAUCCGUGAUCGUGGGGAACUUGGUACAAGGAAAUCGACUCGCGUCGGCGCAGGGCCGCGACAUGGGAUACACUGACGAUUCUGAUGCUGCCCGAAAGUAUCAGUUCAUAUCUCAAAUCCUGAGAUGGCGAGCUCAAAGUACAUCGGAUCACGUGAUAUUCACACUCCUCAACGCGAAGGGAGCGGUUUCCAAAGUCCUGACCUGCGCUGAACUACACAAAAAAGCCGAAAGGAUCGGCAACUUGCUGCUAGAGAAAGGUCGAGUUAAUACCGGGGAUCACGUCGCUUUGAUAUUUCCGCCGGGAUUGGAUCUCAUCUGCGCCUUCUACGGGUGCCUCUAUGUGGGCGCCGUACCCGUCACCAUACGUCCGCCACACCCACAAAACUUACACACCACUUUACCAACGGUCCGAAUGAUUGUCGACGUCAGUAAGGCCACGCUGGUCCUAUCGAACCAAUCUGUGAUAAAACUCCUGCGUUCGAAGGAGGCUAGCAACGUUCUGGACAGCAAGGCCUGGCCGAUGACGCUGGACACAGACGACAUGCCGAAGAAGAAGCUCCCUAUAAUGUAUCGCGCUCCCACCGCCGAAAUGCUCGCGUACCUGGACUUCAGCGUGUCGACCACUGGCAUGCUUGCCGGCAUUAAGAUGUCCCAUGCGGCCGUUACCUCGCUCUGCCGCUCUAUGAAAAUCGCUUGCGAAUUAUAUCCGUCGCGGCACAUAGCUCUCUGUCUGGACCCGUACUGCGGCCUCGGUUUCGCGCUUUGGUGCCUUAGCAGCAUUUAUUCGGGACACCACUCGAUCCUAAUCCCACCUUCGGAAGUGGAGGUCAAUCCUGCUCUGUGGCUCAGCGCUGUCUCUCAAUACAAAGUACGAGAUACGUUCUGUUCGUAUGGUGUCAUGGAGCUCUGCACGAAGGGGCUCGGCAGCUCCGUGAACCAGCUCAAGUCGAAGGGCAUCAACCUGGCUUGCGUCCGGACUUGUGUCGUCGUUGCUGAAGAACGUCCUCGAAUCAAUUUGACGAAUUCGUUCUCGAAGUUGUUCUCAGCUCUCGGACUGAGUCCACGAGCCGUCUCCACAUCGUUUGGAUGUCGCGUUAACAUAGCCAUAUGUCUGCAAGGCGCAUCCAGUCCCGAACCCUCGACCGUGUACGUUGACUUAAGAGCUUUGAGGAACGAUCGCGUGUCCCUUGUGGAACGCGGCAGCCCACACUCUCUGUGUCUGAUGGAGUCAGGAAAACUCUUGCCGGGAGUUAAAGUCAUCACAGCUAAUCCGGAAACCAAGGGCCAGUGUGGGGACUCGCACUUGGGCGAAAUUUGGGUACAGUCACCUCACAACGCCAGCGGGUACUUCACGAUAUACGGCGACGAGAGCGAUUACGCGGACCACUUCAGCGCUCAGCUCGUUACCGGGAACACGGGCGAAGUGUACGCCAGGACCGGGUACCUUGGAUUUUUGAGGCGAACGGAAAUCAGCUCGGUGAAUACGAGCCUGGACGACUCUUCUUCGAUGCUACCGCGUGAUAGUGACACGGAUUCACUAGCCUCGGCCUGCGGGAGCGUCAGCAUACUACCAGACUCUCACGACACACACGACGCGGUGUUUGUGGUGGGAGCCCUCGACGAGACCAUCAUGCUGCGCGGCAUGCGCUACCAUCCCAUCGACAUAGAGAACUCGGUAAUGAGAUGCCACAAGAAAAUCGCUGAAUGCGCCGUGUUCACUUGGACGAACCUGCUCGUGGUGGUGGUCGAGUUGGACGGCAACGACAGCGAGGCACUGAACCUGGUCCCCCUCGUGACCAACACCGUCCUCGAGGAGCACCACCUGAUCGUGGGCGUGGUCGUGGUGGUCGACCCCGGGGUCGUGCCGAUCAACUCUCGUGGCGAGAAACAGCGCAUGCACCUACGCGACGGCUUCCUAUCCGAUCAGAUCGAUGCGAUAUAUAUCGCUUACAACAUGUAAACAUACGGUACCUUGUCGGGGCGUUCGAUGAUACGUAAUUACAAACGUGAGCCGCGCGGCAGGCACGCGAGCCUUCAUUAAAACGCACGAACAAGGUCAAAAGUAUAAUAUCAACACGGACACUACAUUAUCGUAAUUCAUCAAUUCCAUUGUGUGUUUUAUUAGAGUAAACCGAACCCUAUUUUUUAAUAAUUUUUUUCUAUUGAACCGAGACUGUAAUAUUCGUUAGGGUCCUUCGCUAAUUCGAUUCUGCGAGACGAUCGAUGCGACUCGCGACAAGACUGAUAUAAGUCUGAUUCCUACAAUAUGCUUUUAGAUCAUUCUAAUCAAUAAUUUCUGGGGUUCCAUUAACUAUUUUCGAUCAAUAAUCUAAUUGGUUAAUAGUUGAAUGGCCACUAGCAAUGUCAAAAUGUGCUAUAUGAAAACAUUUGCUCCCUAAAUUCCAUCCCUUAAAUAUUUCGGUUGUGGCCGAAUCUCAUGGUAUAAUAUCAAAACGUUCGAUUUAGAUGAUUUAGUCAUAGUUGUAAAGGUCGAUUCAGACUGAUCGAGAAAAACAACAUGAAAAGUCAAGAUCCAUAGAAUUUACGCAGCAGAGGAAAUUUAUCUUCAACUGUGAAGAAAUAGGGUUCAAUAUGACCGUCGUAUCAGUUUGGGUUGCCAUAGUCUUCGAUCAAGGUAUAUCUUAACGCAAUUAUAUUGUUGUGAUUAUUAUGAAUGAAGUAAUUUCUCAUGCUAGUGCAUAUUAUGUACGAUCUAUUAUAAUAGACUUAGUAUUAGUGUUGUAUUGGUAAUUAUAUAUACAUAUGUGCAAUGCAUUUAAUGUGCUAUCUUUUUCUGUUGAUUUUUAUUCAUUUUUUUAUUAUGAUUUUGACAAGAAUUUUUGACAGGUUUCGAAACUGCAAGUGCGCUCAAUGACAAACGUCAAAAAAUCAAAUUUAAUUUUUAGAUAUAUCUACCCUCAGUUUAUAUUAGUCUGUCAGAUCUCAAGAGCAGGACAGAAGGGAAACGCGCUUGCGUCCUAGAAUUUAUUUUGUAUUUCUUAGUAUGAAUUUCUCGUGGAACCAGUUUCAAUAUUAUUUCAAUAGAUGUCGCUCCUACAGUUAUAUUAAUAAUUAUUGACAAUAGCAAUUUUCUCCUGUUGUGCAUUCAACAUAGCAUUUAGCGAUUAGUCUGUGAGCAGAAUUUUCUAUAAUCGUUUUAAAUUAAUAUCAAUCACAUAUAAACUAGUUCGUAUUUGUAUCCUCUAUUGUGAACAAUUUGCACCUUCGACUUUAGAAAUAUCUAAAAAUAAGAUUCCAUUAUUUUUAUUCAUUUAUAUUAUUUUGUAAUUAUUUAUUGCUAAAUUGUACAUAUAUUUUUGUUAUUUAAUUUUACGUUAAAAUGAUUUUGGAUAAUGCUUAAGCUUAAUGUUGUUUUGACUACAAAGUCAAGUAUAUUAUAACUUUAAAAGAAGAAUAUUCCUUUAGUUACGUUUAUAUAAUUUCUAUGGUUAUAAAGAAAUGUAGUCAUCUUUGAUAAGUAUACAAGUAGUGUAAGGUCAAUGAACAAACUUUGAGGUCGUUUUAAAAAGGGCAUCGGCUAUACGAUAUCUACUGUUCAAAAAUAUAUUCUGUCUUCUUGACAUUAAGAUUCAAUUUUGCUCGUCGGUCAAAUAAUGCUACCGGGUAUCUUUCUCGGGCUUUGUGUCAUAAAUUAUCGAAUCGAGGUCCUUUGUAAAACGUCCUUGUUUUCGUAUUUGUAAUCUUAUAUUGUAAUUGAUAGUGUACGUUUUUUUUUUUCUUGAACGUUACGAUUAAUGGCGUUGGUAUUUCGGAGGGAAGGCACGGUCCGCUUUGGGAAGUCAGUUUAGGCUGUGAACACACCGCAUGACCGUACGUACUGCCGUAUGGAGCGCAAGUGCCACGGAAUGUAAUAGAAAAACGAGUAUACUUGUAAUAUUAUAAUAUUGAUGUAUCCAUUUCGUAUAUUAAAUUAGUAGAAUUUUAAUAACCGUCAUGAACGUUGUCUUAGCUGAAUAUUUAAUGUUAUUUCGGUGUCCACAGUAAAUGAAGCUUAUACAGAAAGAUAAGAUCUUGUCACUUACUUCAGUUGGGUUUGAUGGUGUUUCAUUUUUGUUAUUAGAAUUUGAUAAUAAAAGUGCUUGAUGGAAGCGAGAAUUCAGUCGUUGUGUACUUGGACCGCUGUGCACGCAUCACUGCGUCACUGUUUACGCACAAAAUUUGAAAUAGUCGACUCCACGCCGAUUUAAUGUAUUGAAAACGCCAAACGAAAUAAUUUGGAUUCUAUGACAGCUUGUAAAAGAAUAAUGAAUGUAUGUGAUUCUUUCUGGAAAAUAAAUAAACAAAUAAAAAAAAUCAUUA
Bombyx mori (domestic silkworm) is the source of this 7340-nucleotide messenger RNA. RefSeq names its product disco-interacting protein 2 (gene DIP2). The record is from RefSeq and is a predicted model, not a curated record. The transcript is spliced from 18 exons. Lineage: Eukaryota; Metazoa; Arthropoda; Insecta; Lepidoptera; Bombycidae. The coding region runs from base 172 to 4980 and encodes 1602 amino acids.